ACAAAGAUCAGCAAGGCUCUAUUUCUUCUUAACGGCGUCAUAUACUUCUGUGGACAUUGAACUCUCCAGCGAUUACCAAAUGCAGUGUCGACACUGCAUCCCUCUCGCUGUUUUCAUACAUUGCAAAUCGACUGCCUGUUUGCUUGUUCAACCAUCGGUUAUCGUUUGCAGUUCCAAAGGCUACUUACUUUGUACCAAUGGUCUCUUCCUCUGUAGGUACAGUAUCUCCAGCCCGCGAUACUCCCAUAAAUGCUCCCUGUGGUGCCGUCGAACACUGUGACCCAACACACGCAUGUCCUUCGAACGCGAACUCAGUUGAGUCACAACAAGAUACCGAUACUCAUUGCACCCAAUCGGCGCCCAGAUGUUCAACUCCAAGGAGUUCUGAAAAGAAACCAUCCAGCCGACGCCGUGAGCGCCGUUUUGCCACCGUUACCCCUCCCGAACUAAGCACCCUAAUGCAAUCCACUAACGUCGAUAACCGCAUUGGCCCUGCUCUUCCGCACACUUCUGUCAUUGCAUCUGCAGUUAAGACGAGCAAGAUCAUACGCGCGUCGAUGCCACUUAUCUCAGAGUCCCUAGCUUAUCAGGCGAACGAACGACGGCCGAUGUCAUCCGUAACGGCGUCCUCACUUCCCUCUGGCUUCCUCACCGCGUCUCGCCAAUCCAACUGCACUCCUCCCGUAAUCGACACACAAUCUCAUAUUCGAUCCAACUCGUUUUCUGACCCCACACAAGUGUCCAAUCGUCCUCAUACAUCUGCAACCCCUGUUUGCUCUGUGGCCAAAACCCAUUCCACAUUGAAAGGUUUACCAUGGUUGUCGCCGAAGUCAAUCCAGCUGCUUGCUAACCAAUCUUCAGUACUCACGAACUCCUCUGGCGUAUCCAGAGAAGCAUCUACAUCCACUCUUCUUCCACUAUCCCGGAGUCUGCCUCCUAAAGACAACGAGCUUCUCGCCCCUCUUUCAUCCCAAAAGCCUGUCUCACCCCCAAAGCCGGGGCGGCGGAAGCGGUGCUCACUGUGUUUGCGGAAAACCGGUCUUGUCGGCGGUUACUCAUGCCGCUGUGGGCGCAAUUUUUGCUUCCGUCAUCGGUUUGAGGAGCUGCUAUUGUUUAACGAACUGCAGAGGAGCAAUACCAAAGCCCUUAAUCAGCCGAUUACCAUUCAAGAACCAUGUCUAUCGAAAGACAAGGAACAAAAUGCCACCUUAGUCCCUCGUAAUGCGACCGAUGUGAGUCCAGCUUCGCCGGCGGAACUGACUUACCAAGUGAAGUUUGUGGGCACAGGCGACUAUGAUACAUGCCGACAAACUAUGUAUCCAAUAUUAGACAAACAAACCGAUUGCCAACCAUUUCAGUGCGCCAUCGGACAUACUCCUCAAGCUGACAUCGAUUUCCCCGUAGUUGUUUUUUAUGGCCUUACAAAUUUUUACUACUCCAUGGAAGAUUUUCUUCCCAGCUCUAACUAUUCUUACGCAAUCGCUUCAAAAGGUGUAAAGGAAGCAUGUGCAAAAACUUGGGAGAAAUUUGUGGAGGACUUUACGAAAUCCCACCCAGAGCUGACCCAGGAACAGUUACAGCGUGCAAUCUCAUUGAGAGAAUAUGUAUGCUUCAAAGGUGUGUACACCAUUACUCUCCUUCACGAUGGUUUUAACUUCCCAAGAGAUUAUCAAAAUCUGCUGGUUGUUGACACACUGAAUAAUACUGAUGUACAAUGGAGCCUGGGUGCAUUAUUCUACAUCUUGAACUUUGUUCCCAUGGACAAUCCAGGUGGCCUACUUGGAUAUCAAAUUGCUCUCAUAUUGUUGGCAGUGAUAUUGGCAAUUGGCAUCUCCGUAAUCGUAACGGUUAUGUGCGUCUGCAAGAAGCGCAGGGCAGAUAAAGCAUCACCCAGUGAACCGAGCACCAUUGAAGACACGCUGGCCAACACUCAGCCGGAUGGCAUCUCCCAGCCCAAACCAAAUUUGUGAUACGCGCUGAAUAAGCCUAUUGACUUCAUAGCCCAGUGGGGUUGUUUGAUCCGGUCUCUCUACAUCCUAACAACACGGCGCAGUCUGCAUAACAAGAAGUCUAACCUCUAACCUGCUCCCUCUUGCUGUGAAAAAGAAGUGAACCACUAUGAAUGCAGUCCUUUUCUCUUUGAAUGUACGCACAAAUCGGUACCCGGAUAUAUUAUAUCACACUGCAUCCAUGGUAACGGGGAAAACAGAAGUUUAAAUAUUUCUACUGAGGAAAAGUGGCGGGAACCUCCAAACUCAUUAACAGUCCACACCUCACCUUGACAGUUCUUAUACACAUUCUGUUCAGCCAGUAAAUGAUGGAGUACCACAUUUGUUUUCGGUUCCCACACAUACGCUUCUUUGGACAAACGGUUGUUUUCUUCACUGCAUUUGUAAUUGUCCAACAGGAUUAUUUUCUUUAUAAAAUUUACAUUCCUUGGUUGCACUUGGGAUAGCUAGCGAAAGGGGCUGUGGUGGACGAUCGGGUAGUUUUAGUGGGAACGUCCAAAAUGUGCUCUGAUAUAUUGCAGUCAGUCAUUAGCCCCAUGAAAUCUGUCCGUAUAGCUUCUAAGUCCUUGCGCCGUACCAAGGCGAUAUGCGGAAAUUCCUAGCUUGUGGGGCUAGCUGCUGUCCUCUACAUAGUUCGUAAGUGACAUAGCAGUGGAAGAAGAGCCGGGCUAUAUCACGGUCAACUGUCAAUCAUGUGGCUCUGCGGCUGUCACCCAUGGCGAAGUGGCACUAGCUGCUGGCAUCCGGAAGCCAUGGGGUUGGAACCCAGCAGGGAUCCGCUGGAAGGCGC
Molecule: messenger RNA, 2799 nt
Organism: Dicrocoelium dendriticum
Lineage: Eukaryota; Metazoa; Platyhelminthes; Trematoda; Plagiorchiida; Dicrocoeliidae
Source: the annotation of a GenBank genome assembly